AUGCCUCUCGUUCUCUUCCUCGGCGUCCUCGAAAAUGGCAUCCCCGAACAAGUCCGGCAGCACAGCCGCACAAUAAUCUACACCAUUCUCACCCUCACCCUCCUAACCCUCCUCAAAAUCUGGACAUCCGGCCGCAAGAAUCCCAGCCCUCGCCUCCUCCAUGGCAAAGUCGUCAUGAUGACCGGCGGAACGUCCGGUAUAGGCGCCCAAACGGCCCUCGGACUCGCAGCUCAGGGCGCGCAGCUGGUUCUGCUAUCACAGGCGCCUCCGUCGGAUCCCUUCCUCGUCGAGUAUAUCCAGGAUCUAAGACAGAAGACGAAUAACCAGAUGAUCUACACGGAACAAGUCGAUUUGUCGGAUUUUUACAGUAUUCGGACGUUUGCGACCAAGUGGAUUGAUAAUGCGCCGCCUCGACGAUUGGAUAUGAUUAUUCUGUGCGCUGCUACCAUGACACCCCCUGGUGGAAAGAGGAGGGAGUCGGAUGAGGGUAUUGAGGAGACGUGGAUGGUCAACUUUUUGGCUAAUUUCCAUUUACUCGGUAUUCUAAGUCCUGCUCUUCGUGCGCAGCCCAUCGAUCGAGAUGUUCGAGUUAUUAUUCCUACCUGCUCAUCCUACAUCGGAUCACCGUCCCUCAAGGAGCCUGUCUCAACGGCCAACUGGAGUCCUGGUACCGCAUAUGCUCGCAGCAAACUCGCCAUGAACGUCUUUGGUCAAGCAUUCCAGAAGCACCUCGAUGCCUACGAGCGACCCGACAAGGCUCCCAACAACACCCGAGUAGUCUUCGUAGACCCCGGUCUCGCUCGAACCCCUAGCACCCGUCGCUGGUUGACGCGUGGAUCUCUCUGGGGACUUGCAAUCUACCUCGCUGGCUACUUGGUUCCCUGGUUCCUCCUCAAGUCUCCUCACAUGGCCGCCCAAUCCAUCCUCUACGCCGCCAUGGACAAUGACUUUGCUCGAGGUCCCGGCGGAAAGCUCAUCAAGGAGUGUAUGGAGGUCGACUUUGCGCGCAAGGAAGUCAAGGAUGAAGAAGUCGCCAAGAAAUUGUGGCAAGAGAGCGAUGCUCUGAUUGAAAAGGUCGAGAAGAUUCAGGCCAAGAAGAGAGCUGCCAAAAAGGCUGCUGAUGAGAAGAAUGCCAAGGAAAAGACUGAAAAGGAAAAGGAGGCCGAGAUCGAGGAGCUCGUCGAUGCCAUCAAGAAGGGCAAAGAGAAGCAUAAAAAAGCUGCGGGGAAGAAGGGUAAAAAAUAG
This is a messenger RNA of Fusarium tjaetaba, 1245 nucleotides long. RefSeq names its product alcohol dehydrogenase. The transcript has a single exon. The coding region runs from base 1 to 1245 and encodes 414 amino acids. The record is from RefSeq and is a predicted model, not a curated record. NCBI's taxonomy places the organism in Eukaryota, Fungi, Ascomycota, Sordariomycetes, Hypocreales, Nectriaceae.